UGACCAUCAUGGUGACCAAAAGUGUCUUCCUCCUCCUGUUCCUCGCGGCUCUGUGCCGGGCUCAGGGUGUCGGCGAGAAUUGCGACAGCAAUGGAAAGUGCGUCGGUGAUGGCGUCAUCUGCGGCGCAGACCAGAAAUGCAUUUGUCACGAAAGACUUUGGUUUGACGGAACGAAUUGUGUCUCAGCUUUGGACGCCGACUGCAACUCUGUCUCCGCGGCUUGUGCAGUAAUUCCUUUCGCAUUGUGCGAGACCACGUCCAAUUUUUGCAAGUGCCUUCAAUCCUACACUCCAGCCUUGGAUUCUAGCGUUUCAGCCAGUGCCAAUGUCGUCUGCGCAGCAGCUCAAAUCGGCGACUUUUGCCUCGAGGCUCAACAGUGUCAAAGUUUUCCCAACUCAGAAUGCUCGAGCAAAAGCAGGUGUGAUUGCAAAUCUGGUUACGUUCCUGACGAAGACCCUACCAAAGGGUGCGUGCCAGCUCUUACCUUGAUCGGAGAAACAUGCAAAAACUCCAUGCAGUGCAAAGCCAUUGAUGAAAACGCUGAGUGCGUCGACAAGAAGUGUGCUUGUGCUGAAUUCUUCCUCGUCAACUCGUUGAAGAGUGAAUGUCUGCCAGUGAGAUUUAAAAUCGGAGAUCCUUGUGAAGCGAUUGAACAGUGCACCACGGAAUUGGGAUCAGAGGCGCUGUGCAGUCCGUCGAAUAAAACGUGCGUUUGCAAAGAUUCUACAGUAGCCUCCGCAGACGGCAACACCUGCUUACCAAUUUCCUCCCUGGACGGUGUGUGCGUGCAAGAGCAGCAGUGCACCCAGAACAACGAAGGUUCCGAGUGUAAGGAAUUCACGUGCACGUGCAAAGAAGAAUACGAAGUCGUCAAUGGAAAAUGUUUUAAGACUCCUGAUCUCCUCGGCGACCCUUGCACAAACGAGGAGCAAUGCGAUAUUUUCGGAGCAGAUGUUGCCCGGUGCUUCGAGGAAAAGUGCCAGUGCAUCGACGGCUACGUCCCCAACUCACAACAGACGGGAUGCCUUAAGGGCGUGGGAACGAUCGGCUCCCCGUGCACCGACAGUACGCAGUGCAGCUCCAUCUCCAACUCGAACUGCGACAUCUUCUCACAAAAAUGCGUUUGCAACGAAGGACACGUUCCGUCGGCCGCAAAUACAGACUGUCUGCCAAAGGUGGAAGGCAUCUAUGAAGAAUGCAGCGAUUUGGGACAGUGCACAGCCGCCGUCGGUGGGGAGGUGGACUGCAUCGACAAACGGUGCCGCUGCAAGGAAAACUGCCACUACAUAUUCAACGAUUGCUGGAACAGCCGACGCCUGUUCGAAACUUGCGUGGACAGCCGCGAGUGCCUGCUGGCGGAUAAUGUUGAGCGAGCUGUGUGCCAGAACAGCACUUGUGCGUGCAAGGAGGGUUAUACGGCGGAUAGGAUCAGCAACACGUGCAACUCGGGAGUUUUGGUAACCGGCAGCGCUGUGACUCUUUCCCUGCUGUUGCUGGUAACGCAGAAAGAAUGGAUACUCAGCUUCUUUUGACGCACAUAAUUCAAUAUACUUUAUUUCAUAAUAUUUAACAACAGAUCCUUUGAAAUACAGACACAUAUAAUAUAAUA
This is a messenger RNA of Cloeon dipterum, 1609 nucleotides long. RefSeq names its product tenascin-like. Bases 9 to 1532 code for a protein of 507 amino acids. NCBI's taxonomy places the organism in Eukaryota, Metazoa, Arthropoda, Insecta, Ephemeroptera, Baetidae. The record is from RefSeq and is a predicted model, not a curated record. The transcript is spliced from 12 exons.